Molecule: messenger RNA, 8729 nt
Organism: Podarcis muralis (Common wall lizard)
Lineage: Eukaryota; Metazoa; Chordata; Lepidosauria; Squamata; Lacertidae
Gene: SRC
Product: SRC proto-oncogene, non-receptor tyrosine kinase
Biological process (GO): protein phosphorylation
Molecular function (GO): ATP binding; protein binding; protein tyrosine kinase activity
Source: RefSeq, a predicted model, not a curated record
AGGAGGAGACGGGGCGAAGGAAGGAAGCCAGGCGUCUCCAUCUGGCCCCCGCGAUUCUCUCUUGCCACCAGGAGACUUGAAAGAGAGAGGAAAUAAAAGGAAGAUUGCAGAAGAGCUGCGCUGAUUGAUUUGUCUGCCACCCUGUCCGCCACAGAAAGCUCUGUCAGGUGACAGCAUAUCUUGAAUCAUGGGGAGCAGUAAGAGCAAACCCAAAGACCCCAGUCAACGGAGGCGCAGUCUGGAAUCCACAGAAAAUAUCCAUGGUGGUUGCUCUGCCUCCCAGACACCCAGCAAAACCACAGUGUCAGAUACUCAUCGGACUCCCAGUCGUGUAUUUGGAACAACUACCACAGAACCAAAACUCUUUGGUGGCUCAAAUACAUCUGAUAUGGUUACCUCUCCUCAGCGCUGCGGGCCUCUGGCUGGUGGAGUCACCACCUUUGUGGCCCUCUAUGACUAUGAAUCACGAACAGAAUCAGACCUUUCUUUCAAGAAAGGAGAACGCCUCCAAAUCCUCAACAACACCAGCCAGAUUUGGUUCAGAUUCAAAUGGCUCCAAAGGGAAGGAGAUUGGUGGCUGGCUCACUCGCUCACAACUGGCCAGAAAGGCUACAUCCCCAGUAACUAUGUUGCACCCUCAGACUCCAUCCAGGCUGAAGAGUGGUAUUUUGGCAAGAUAACCCGCCGAGAGUCAGAACGGUUACUACUCAAUCCAGAGAAUCCCCGGGGGACAUUCUUGGCAAGAGAAAGUGAGACAACAAAAGGUGCCUACUGCCUCUCUGUCUCAGAUUUUGACAAUGCCAAGGGACUCAACGUGAAGCAUUACAAGAUCCGCAAGCUGGACAACGGUGGCUUCUACAUCACUUCCCGCACACAGUUCAGCAGCCUUCAGCAACUGGUGGCCUAUUACUCCAAACAUGCAGAUGGCUUGUGUCAUCGUCUCACCAAUGUCUGCCCAACCAGCAAGCCUCAAACACAAGGUCUGGCAAAGGAUGCUUGGGAAAUCCCCCGGGAGUCACUGCGGUUAGAGGUGAAGCUUGGGCAAGGCUGUUUUGGAGAAGUGUGGAUGGGGACCUGGAAUGGCACCACCAGGGUGGCAAUAAAGACUCUGAAACCUGGGACAAUGUCUCCAGAGGCAUUUCUGCAGGAGGCACAGGUCAUGAAGAAGCUGCGCCAUGAGAAGCUGGUGCAGCUCUAUGCUGUGGUUUCGGAGGAACCCAUUUAUAUUGUAACAGAAUACAUGUGUAAAGGGAGCCUCCUGGAUUUCUUGAAAGGGGAGAUGGGCAAGUACUUGAGGCUGCCCCAACUGGUAGAUAUGGCGGCUCAGAUUGCAUCUGGCAUGGCUUAUGUGGAGAGAAUGAACUACGUACACAGAGAUCUCCGAGCUGCCAACAUCCUUGUGGGGGAAAAUCUGGUGUGCAAGGUAGCUGACUUUGGACUGGCCCGGCUGAUUGAGGACAAUGAAUACACGGCAAGGCAAGGUGCUAAAUUCCCCAUUAAGUGGACUGCCCCAGAAGCUGCUCUCUAUGGCCGGUUCACUAUCAAGUCAGAUGUAUGGUCCUUUGGAAUACUGCUGACUGAACUGGCCACGAAGGGCCGAGUACCAUAUCCAGGUAUGGUGAACCGGGAAGUGCUUGAUCAAGUAGAGCGAGGCUACCGGAUGCCCUGCCCACCAGAAUGCCCAGAGUCUCUGCAUGAUCUGAUGUGUCAGUGUUGGAGGAAGGAUCCUGAGGAGAGGCCGACCUUUGAGUACCUCCAAGCUUUCUUGGAGGACUAUUUCACAUCAACAGAGCCUCAAUAUCAGCCAGGCGAGAACCUAUAGAUCUGGGAACAGAAUUCAGUGCCAAAGACUCUAUGCUGCUCCUACUGCAUAUGUGCUCAAGCGAGAGACUUUGAGCCAUACUUGAAACAUGUCUGGAGCACCUGCCAGGGUCUCUUCCUCGUUCUGCUGAUUUGCCCUUCCUUUUGAGGAUGGUACGGGGGGGCCUUUGUUAAACAGAUGUGGUGCCCUUGGCUGUUAUGGGUUACCUAAGGCCUCAAUAGGUCAUAAAUUAGCAGUGUCAUGGUUCUACUUUUUGAUAUGAAGUUGGCUACGGUGCAGAAAAACAGGGUUUCAGGAAAGCCAAGUUCUUCCAAAAGAGAAGAGGCCAAAUGAAAACCAGGGAUCCUAUUCCUAUGGGCCGCCUGCCCUCUGGAGUCUGCCCUCCCUCCAGACCAUCCUUCACAUCCAUCAGCAAGAACAUGGCAAUGCUGCGUCUGAUGGUGAUGAUGUGGGCUACUUCAUGGCUGCAUGGCUUCAAAGCACUUGGGUCAUCUCUGAUUGACUUGGUGGUGAUGCUACAGCAUUAUGCCUUUUCAAAUUCAUAUGGCUUCUGUUCUCCUUUAUGUCUGAAACCAGCACAGUUUCCCCUUUCCUUGUCCCAUCCAAACCCUACUGCGUGGAGUUGGACUGACUGCUUCACUCCAGGAAAAACUGGCAGCCCACUUAUAUUUGGAACAUGUCACAUUUCCAUGUACUUAUGGUCCUCUUUUUUUAAUAUGUGUAUAUAUGUACAAUCUGCCACUGUUCUCUUCUGGGCCAUGAGGAUGUGUCACUGUCUGCCCAGUCUUGUCUUGUGUGUGUGUGGUGCACUUGCUCUUAGCCAUAGAAGAAACAGGACUCAGGGUGCUGGGUUUGCAGUUCAGUUGUAGGGUUUGGUUCAUCUUUGCCUUGGAACAGCGAUAGCAAACAUGGUGCCCUCCAGAUUUUAUUGAACUAUGAUUCCCAUCAUGCCUGAUCAUUGACUGUAUUGGUUGGGACUGACGGGAGAUGUAGCCCAACAAUAUUAGGAGGGCACCACAUUGGUUACUUUGAUGUUGAACUGAAGGAACUUCUUGAGGAGGUCAUACUCUGCAGUUGAUUAGGGAUUUUAAUUUUGAUGCUUGUGGUAGUGUUGGCUUGCGCAUUUUUUAGAGCUGUGUUUGUUCUUGGACUGCAGGCUUGUCUUCCAGCCUAGCCUUUCAACCCUAAUAAAGUGAAAUUAUGAACAGAAAUGUCUUAGACUGGCAAGAAGGGAUAUACUCUACCUGGGUCGUAAGUCCCCUGAAUGCCAGCUGUUAGCCCAGGGAAUAAAAGUCUUCCACAUGGCAUUUUAAGAAUUCAUCAAGUACACGGUUCCUUCUCUUUUCCACAUCAGUGCAUCUUAAUCUUAACCAUUUCCAAGGCUCCUUGGUCCCUCAGGGGCAUAAUAUUGCUGCUGGGCAAACUUCAGCUGAACAAGUUGCUCUGCAGUGCUGCAUCAGCACAGUGGGUGCACUUCUGGUUCAGACAGGGUAAAGAGGCCUUGCAUUGCCCUGCCAUCUGAGGGCAGCCCCCUUCUCCCAUACAGUAUGUGAGUAAGUGAUGCACAUGGGGAAGAAGAAAUCCAACAAAGAAAGUAGCAAAGUACAUAAAACCCUGCAAAACUUGGCUUUUGUCCUCCCUCCCUAAACCUGCUUCCCAGUGCUAUAUGAUCCGCAGGAUGACCCCUUGCUGGAGAGAAUUUUAGGUCAGGGGUUUAACCCAGCCCUGUUCUAAAACUACUGAUAAGAGCUUGCAAUCUCCACAUAGGCCCCUUCUACAGAGCAAUCCUUUAAGAAAUGCAAGUCCCUGUUUAUGCUUCUGAUUUGGUUAUGACCUAAAACUAGUUCCAAUUAUUCCUAGGGUACAAAUCAUGCCAAAUGUCCUUGUUUUGCCUCUUCUAUCUUCCUUCCAUCUUUUAAAGCCUUAUUGGCUGAAGCAGUGGGGGAAAGUGAGGACAAUAGCUGAACCCUGUGAAGUACUAAUGAGCAAGCUGAAUGUUACAUUCCACUGCCUGUAUUUUUUCCUCUAGUAAACUAAAGGCAGUCACUAGGCUGUGAGUUUCACCAAAGGAGCAUUAGGGGGAAGGGCUGCUUAAACUUGUGCGUUCUGGCUGUCUUUCAGUUAAAAUUACCCCUUCCCGAGCUGAUUCGGAGUGGAGGGGAGACUGGGAGGAAAAUGGUUAAGCUGAAGUGCAGGUAGAUACAGAUCAUGUGGUGUUACUCUGCUAAAAACUCACAGCACAAUAUACUGCUUUCAGUUCAAAAAAGCAAAUUUCAGAGAAGAGAAAUAUGCAACUACAUUCAGUGUAUAGUUUGGCCAUAAAAGUCCUUAAAAAUGGAUGUUCAGACUUCUGCUGGAUCACACCCUGUGCAGUCUCUUCCUUGAUCACUUGUCACUUUCCACAUAUCCUGCAGAGCUUUCCAUACUCAUAUCCAUCCUGCUGCACAUCAGGAGCUGUUUUUAACAGCAGCUGGCAUUUGAGCAGCUGGUUGCAGUUUACAUUUCAGCUUGUGCAUAUGCAACAGAAUUCAACUUGGCAAUCUUUGCACUGUCGGAGGGGGGAAGCUUUUAGAAUCAACUAUCAGUCUGUUUUAAAAUCAGCAAGAUGACGCGUCUCUGAAUGCAUGCCAGAAUCAGCCCCUUCUUGGGAAAGAGCAAGGAACCGAACAAGAUGGAGACUUGGGCACCAGUACCUAGUCCCAUCAGCAGCUGGUGCUGCAGCGACCUUACUCCAUGACCUUCACUCACACAGAGGAGCAAAAUAUAUAAAGCUGCAGUGGACUUGGCUGGAGCAUGCCUGUUACAUUAGCGCUUGUUAGGCCAAGGAAUCUGCACCCCAAGGGCAGAUGGAGUAAUUGUGCACAUCACGCUAGGGGAGACCUGAGAUGCACUCCAGGAGCUGGCAUGAGAGUUCAGACUUGGAGCCACGUUGAUUUGUUAACUAGGGCAAUUCUACACACAACACACUGCAUCCCAGACUCACAGCCUCAAAGGGACUGAAAGGGCGAUUUUUCCAAAGUGCCUGUUGUGUGGGCUGUGAGUUGAGGCUGAUUAAUAUUUUUAAAAAAAACAAAAAACCAACAAGAUUGCUUCAGCAUCUUAACUUUUUUUAAACCAACAAGAUUGCUGCAGCAUCUUGUCAGAAAACUCUCACUAGUGAAAGGUGGGUCUCCUUGUCACUCAAGGUAAGCUUUCAGCUGUCACUCCCUCAACAAAAUGCAGUGUGCUUGUCUAUCCAACUAAGUCUUACUUGGAGGAGAGCCACUGAAAUUAAGGAACAUGAAAUAAAUGAACCUAAGUUAGUCAUAUUCCUUAAUUUCAAUGGGUCUGCUGUGAGUAGGACUAGCAUUGGCUACAACCCUUAUAUUUGGGCAUUCCAUGAUUUCUACCAAAACAUUAAUGGACUAGAGCCAAGUGCCUCUGUGCAAAUAUAUACAGCAACAUUUGACCAGGUUUGAACCCAAAUAGUUACACUUGCUUCCUUUGACACAAGACAGAUAGCUGAAUGAUUCCAUAUCUAGCACUUCUACUGGAAAUCCCAAAUCUAUAGAGAACUAGCCGUCCCUCCCCACCUUUAAAGUCCUAUUAAAACCAAUUAAACUUGUUCAGCCACAAGUAUGACUGACACUCUCUGGCUUGAGGCCUAUGGUUGCCACUAAGUCUCAAGCCUACAGUCCAUGAAACAGCCCUAUUCCUACAGAGAACAGCAGCUCUUGGCCCAUGUUUGGAGUGGAACUUUGCCAUCGUCACACUGCAGAGCGAGAAAGUGUAAUGAACGCCAAUUCCGCAGUUUUCUCCAAUGUGGCCUGCCACCAUCCACAAAACCCUUUCUAAGCGAUAUGCAAAUAGAUCUGCCUUCUGUUGCAAUGGUUACUUCUAAUGUACAGAAAACCCUUCUGCAGUGCACCACACUUUUUAUUAGGAGAAUUUCUUAACAGCUGUAAAAUAGCCCCUUCCCCCUUUGUAUAUAGCUCUUGAGUCCUCUGAGUUGUUGCUCAGUGGCUUUGGAUAUUGAUUUAAGUGCAUGUGACUCUUAAAAGUGAUAAGAAUGUUUGUUGCAAUUGUACUUAGCUGGAAUUCAUUGUUGUCGCCGUGCCAUCACUUGGUCAUCUUACUUUUUCAUGCCUAAAGUUUGGAAGGUCUCCAAUGUGCCAAAAAAAACCCCAAAACCUCCAAGGGCAGAGUCCUCCAUUUAUCCGAUUUUCCCUUAUUCAGGACCAAUUUCUGGCAGGACUGGGUUUCCAAGAACUUAAUUGUUUUAGACAAGUAGCUGUCUUGUUGCUUCAUUCAUUCUCUGUUUUGCCAUCUCAUUUGAGCAGGAUGUUUUUGCUGCUGUUAUCAGCUCAGUGUUAGACUGGGAAAGGGGUUUUGGAGGGCGGGGUUUUGCUCAGAAAGGUCCAAAGUGGAGAUUUGAUACCUCUUAUCUCAUUCAAAGAGAAAGGUCCACAGUUUUUGAACGGAGGACCUCUGUCCACCUCAAAGGUAAUUUGACUCAACCAGAGAUUCUUUCUGCCAGAGAUAGAGCACAGCUGAGAAGGCACCAAAAAUGGUAUGAAGUUAUGGCAAGAUUUUGUGUGCUUCCCCGCCACUCAGUCCUGCACCCUUGCCUGUUGGCAGGAGAAGGGACCUGGAAUGGGGCAGAGUUCCCAUAUUUUGCACAAGCUCCUUUCCCAAAAAGUCCAGAUUCAAGUUUUUAUGAUGCUGAAGACCAGACCUCAGUAUCUUUUUGAGGUUACUGAGCCAAAUCUCCAUCUUAUGCCAAGUAAGUGUGUGUACCUCAGAACCGCAAAACGCUCAGUGCAUCAUAGCAAUAGUGUUUAAAAUUUAGUCAUGGGUUCUCUUAGGUGCCUGUACUUUCAAACAAUUGCUUUGUUAUAUGCCAAAAUCCCCACCUCCUGCAGAACUUCUAGUAAAAUGCAUACUUUUAUUGUGUUGGGAACAGGGUCUGCUUUCCUUUUUCCAAUGCGUUGUAGGAGAUAAAGGGCAGCAACUUACCCCCUGCCUUUCUAUAUCUCUUCUACACUGCUUAUUCAUAAUAUGCCUUAUGCGUGCUUUUUUCCAUAUGUACCCAAAAGACUAUAUGCUGGGUUUUUUAAAAAAAUAAUAAUCAUUUUCUCAGAUGUAUUGAAUUCAAAUUCUGCUCCUAUGAGGACCACUUCAGCAACAUGCCACAUCAAAUGAGAAAGGAACUAAGCUGGGAAUUGAGGUGACUGUGCCUUCCCAAACCUCAAAACAUUCGGUUCUCUUUCUAUUCCUUUGCCAAGCUGAACAUUCCCUUGUACCUCCUUCACAUCCAGGACUGAGAAUGACUUUGCCCCUUCAGCCUUUUUUUUAGUAUUCCAGUAUGCCAGUGUAUAUUGAAUUCACAUCAGAACUUUCCUUUGUUAAAGCAUGGUUAUUUGGAACACCAAUGUGGGCUGACAAUUAGCCCACAUGGGAAACAGCCUUUUGUUUUGUAUUUUAUUUUUUGGUGAAAUGCUGCUCCUAGCUCUAGUCUUGUUCGCUUUCUAUAAUAGUCCAUCCUAACUGAGGUGGCAAAUCGGCAAAUCUGUGCCUGGGUUGUGCCACUUUUGAACUGAGCAAAGGUUCAUAUGAUUGCAAGGUUUUCCCUACAACAAAGAAAAAUAAUCCAUCUACAAAACUCUUUUAAAGUGGGGGGUAGGCUAAAUCCCUUCUGAUACUUAAUUCCCUGUGCAAGGGGGGAGUUGACCGUAUGACCCACCUGCAAUUUACAAAGUGCAGCCUAGAUGCAAGUUUUCUGCCUCUCAGAACUAGACCUAAAAAUCCAGUCUCUUAAAUCUGUGAUCGAGCCAUUACCUCCUGGUGUAAUAUUACUGUAUUUAGGGGGUUUUCUUUAGCACCAUUCAUUUGUGAGCAGGACUUACAUUGGGGUAUUCAAAUUAUGUGACCAGGGUUGUUUUUUUGUACAAGCUGGAACAGUUGUUUUACCGGAGUGAUGGGGUGUGUGGCAUCCUUCACUCCAAGGAGAUGCCAGAUUUGUUGUUUCUGUUCAAGUAUGUCAAGAAACCCUUUUUGCUGAGAUGGAAGGAAGGAAUAACUUUAUUUUUAAAUGUCAGCCACCACGGAGAAACAGCUUCUUGACAAAUACAAAAUGAAACAUAUACCUAACUGGGAAAUGCUUCAGUGUAGGAGCUAAAACCAGUCUCUGUGUGCGUAUGUGUACGUGUGUAUAUAUAAUAUAUAUAGAUAUUAAUGUAUAAAGAAUCCUUUUUUCCAAGUAUGUACAUUUUUUUAUAUAAAAAAAUCAAGACAAGUAGAUCAGUUUAAAACCACAGAUUUCUCUUCUGCUUUUGGUAUAGCAAUAAUGAUUAUGAAUACUAAUUUAAAUGAACAGUGUACUUAAUCUUACUUUUCUUCUUUGUCACACACAAAUUUUUCAAAGAAAAAUGAGUCAAGAUUCCCUUGUGUGAACUUCCCUGUCUUCCCCUGCCAAUCAUGCAUGGCAUAGGCGACUUUGGUACACAGGAAGGAUGCUUGUAUACUGGAGUCCAUCUUCAGAUCAGAGCCUGACCUUUGCAAUGAACUCAUGAACUGAAGGAAGCAUUAAGAGAGCUUCUUGUGUUGGCCUUGUUCUUCCUUAUUCACGUCUUCGUUUUUUUUAAAAGCCCACAAUGUGUGAAUCUGUCAGAGGGAGGCUCUGGCACUGGCUGAAUGAAGUUUAAACAAGUCCUUACACGGAUUUCUUCUGCUAAUGUAAUUGUGUGUGUGUGUUGGGGGGGGGGGACUGCACACAUUUUGUAAAAUCUCCAGAAAACUAUGCAGAGAAUGUAAUCAACUUUUUCUCUGUGUCUCUUUCUCCCGCCCCUCCCUUUUUAGUGUCAGACUACUUAACUCUUUUUUUGAAAAUAAAAUGUUAUCAAAAAAAUAAAAUUGCUAAAUGUAUGGA